This is a messenger RNA of Procambarus clarkii (red swamp crayfish), 702 nucleotides long. The record is from RefSeq and is a predicted model, not a curated record. NCBI's taxonomy places the organism in Eukaryota, Metazoa, Arthropoda, Malacostraca, Decapoda, Cambaridae.
AGUUGUGAGUGUUAGAAGAUGUCAGUGAUGGUGGUAGGUGUGAGGGCCGGGCGCGUGGUGUCAGCAGGAGCCAGACACAAGCACACACUCUCUGCAGAACAACAGCAGCAGCAACAGCAGCAACCACCACAGCAAAAGAUGCACCAGGCAGCGAGUGGAAUGACCAGUUUUCAACCAUCACACAUACCCAUGCCAGCAAACGUAGAGGAGCUUCAGGCGUCGGAAAAGGCACGUUUCUCUCCUCGUCGCAACAGAGAUGUUUCUUCACAGUUGAACCAAGUGGGCAGCUUGUUUAGCUCAGGGUUCAUGGGCAACCAAGGGUCACAGAGUGCCUACAACCGUGGAACACUGCCUGUUGACUCUCACGUUGAUGUUUAUGAUGCACGCAUCACAGUUUCUUUGUCUUCGGUGAUGCAAACAAAUGUCCCCAAGCCUUAUGGAAUUUCAGGGAAGGCCCCAGUUCAUCUAAACAUGCUUGGUGGUCAGUGGGCCCAGGAUGACAAGUAUGUCUCUGGUGACCUCCUCGACCACCACCACUCUACCAUCAUCUUGAAGAAAAACCCAGUGGAGUAGAUAUGACGGGGUUGAUAAAGAGUUUAGGCAUCAACAUAGGAAGGGUGACCGAGGGAGCUGCUGCUGCUGUGGGUUGUGAAACUUCGGCCUCCAUAGCAACUGCACCAGAGGAAGCUCUUGGCGAGGUUG